Messenger RNA from Kwoniella botswanensis, 462 nucleotides. RefSeq lists its product as uncharacterized. The record is from RefSeq and is a predicted model, not a curated record. The transcript has 2 exons. Gene Ontology annotation, biological process: translation. NCBI's taxonomy places the organism in Eukaryota, Fungi, Basidiomycota, Tremellomycetes, Tremellales, Cryptococcaceae. Bases 1 to 462 code for a protein of 153 amino acids. Gene Ontology annotation, molecular function: structural constituent of ribosome. Gene Ontology annotation, cellular component: cytosolic small ribosomal subunit; ribosome.
AUGUCUGACGCUGGAUCUGAAACCGCUUCCAACCCCCCUGUCGAGGUCGAAGGUGCCGAAGUUGAAGUUGCCGACAAAUCUGGACCUCUCUCCGUCGAGGACGCCCUCCAACAAGUCAUCAAGACCGCUUUGGUCCACGAUGGUCUUGCUAGAGGUUUGAGAGAAUGUGCCAAGGCUCUUGAUAAGAGGGAAGCUCAUUUGUGUGUCUUGGUCGAGACCGUCACUGAGGCCGAAUACCUCAAACUCAUUGAAGCUCUCUGUGCCGAACACUCCAUCCAACUCAUCAAAGUUUCCGAUGCCAAGGUUCUCGGUCAAUGGGCUGGUCUCGCCAAGAUUGACAGAGAAGGUAAACCCAGAAAGGUCGUCGGAUGCUCUUGUGUAGUUAUCACCAACUACGGUCAAGACUCCCCUGCUCUUCAAGUCCUCCUCGACUGUGAGUCAAUCACUUCUUCGCAUACAUGA